AUGUCAACCCCCGUCGUUUUCGUUUGCGGUGCCACCGGCAAUCAAGGUGGCGCCCUCAUUCAGCACAUUUCUGAACAUGGCAAAGUUCAUGCGAUUACUCGAGAUUCCACAUCUCCUGCUGCCCAGAGGCUUCAGUCGCAGGGAGUUUCUAUCACCGAAGGCAGCUUCGACAAUCAAGAAAGCCUCAAGAAAAGCAUGUCUGGAUGUACAACUCUUUUCCUGAAUCUAUCGCCCAGUUUCACCAAGCCCACCGCCGAAAUCGAGCAAGCCAAGCAAGUGCUUGCCAUCGCCAAAGAAGUCGGAGUCCAACAUAUCAUCUAUACCAGUGCUCUUGGUACCAACAAUCCUGAAGCGCUCAAGCACUGGGACCCUAAGAGUCUAGUCGCAGUAACGCUUCGAGCAAAAAAAGCCGUCGAGGACGAAGUUCGAGAUGCGGAUUUCAAAACUUGGACUAUUUUGCGACCGGGAAACUUCAUGGUCAAUUACCUCUUCCCAUUAGUUCAGAUGUACAACGGGUUUGUCGAGACCGGAACUUUCACUACGGCGUAUUCCAAGGAUACACUGCUUCCUAUGGUCGACCCCAAUGAUAUCGGCAAAUUCGCGGCUGCUGCAGUCCUUGAUCCCAUCAAGUUCAACGAAAAGGAAAUCGAGAUCGCCUCCCAAUUGAUGGGCAUCGAGGAGGUGUUGAAGGACAUCUCUCACGCAACCGGAAAGGAGAUGAAGGUGGUAUACCUUUCAGAAGAGGAAAUCAAAGAGCAAAUCCAGCAGAACCCUCUCAUCUUUGUUCAGCUCGUGAUGCGCGAUCUUUCCCAGUUUGUUGAUAUGGAAAGGUUGAAAGAGUGGAAGAUUGAGCUGGGCACUUUUCCUCAGUUCUUGGAGCGAGAGAAGGACCGAGUCAUGAAGACCUACCUUUAA
This is a messenger RNA of Penicillium brasilianum, 915 nucleotides long. The record is from the annotation of a GenBank genome assembly. NCBI's taxonomy places the organism in Eukaryota, Fungi, Ascomycota, Eurotiomycetes, Eurotiales, Aspergillaceae.